AUGUUGCAGCGUCAGAAAGGUAAUUGGAGAGAGGAGUACGUUGAUAGUGUGUGGAGGAAGGUAUGGCGGAUUAAAGCGCCUGCAAAGAUCUUAAAUCUGGUUUGGAGAUCUCUUGCGUUUUGUUUGCCUACGGUGACAAUGCUGCAGCAGAAAGGAGUUAGGGUGGAGUCCAUAUGUCCAGUAUGCAAGAUGGAAGAUGAAACAGUCGAUCAUGCCUUCCUUCGCUGCCCGAUAGCCAUGCAGUGUUGGAGGUUGAUUCUUCCUGAAAUGCAGUAUAGAGGGCAAAGCUUAUUUCAUUGGUGGGAUCAGGUGAUAGGGAAGACGGACAAAGCAAAACAAGCGGAAGUUGCAGCUGUUUGUUGGGCUCUCUGGAGAGCGAGGAACGAAGUGGUGUGGAACAAACGGUAUACCAGGGUUUAUGUGGUGAUUGCUCAAGCCAAGCAAUAUCUUGAUCAAUGGAGACACGCCCAAAAGAGUGCUGCUUGCACUAGCUUUCCUCAGUUAUAUGAAGGGGAUGACAGUUAUUGUUGGGUGAAGCCACAGGAGUCAAUGAUCAAGAUCUCGGUAGAUGCAGCCACAUUUCAAGAGUUUAAUGCGUCAGGGAUUGGUAUGGUGGCCAGAGAUGAUAGAGGCGAUGUUAUUCUUGCUAGGACAAUGUUUCUGGAAGGCCUGCGAUCUGUAGAAAUGAUUGAAGCUAUGGCAGUUAAAGAAGCGCUCAGCUGGAUUAAGAACCAGAGGUGGCAAAAGGUUAUAGUUGAAUCAGACAGUUUGGUGGUGAUUCAAGCAGUUCGCAGUAAGGUGCAUAUGAAGUCCCCAUUUGGCGAAAUCAUCUUAGCCUGCAGAAGCAUGUUACGCGAACAAAACACAGUGUCGGUGUCAUUUAUUAGACGAUCUGCUAAUAUGGUUGCACAUGAGUUAGCUCGUGCAGCAUAUUCAUUCCCAGAUCGAAUAUUCGAUAGGAGUUCUGUUCCUAUUGGUGUAGCUAAUAUUUUGGAUAAAGAGUCCUAUUAA
Daucus carota subsp. sativus is the source of this 1011-nucleotide messenger RNA. RefSeq lists its product as uncharacterized. The record is from RefSeq and is a predicted model, not a curated record. The coding region runs from base 1 to 1011 and encodes 336 amino acids. Lineage: Eukaryota; Viridiplantae; Streptophyta; Magnoliopsida; Apiales; Apiaceae. Gene Ontology annotation, molecular function: RNA-DNA hybrid ribonuclease activity; nucleic acid binding. The transcript has a single exon.